AUGGACAACCAGGAAAUAGUACGGCGGGCCGAGGAGGCCGGCAUACAGCUUGUAUCGUUCCUUUUCUGCGACAACGGAGGGAUCAUACGGGGCAAGUCCACACACAUAUCGGGACUGGAGCAGCGGCUUGAAUCGGGGAUUGGGGUGACGAAGGCGAUGCAAGCGAUGAGCGACAUGGACCAGUUGCAGAUCGUGGCGGGGAUGGGGCCGGUGGGAGAGUUCCGGCUGAUACCGGACCCGGACACGUUCACCAUGCCGCCCUACGCAUCGAAAAGGGCGUUGCUGGUGGCCGACAUGUUCACCACUGAGCGUGAUCCGUGGGAAGCGUGCCCUCGGGACUUCCUGAAGCGAAUGCUCGCCAAGGCGGAUAGCAUGGGCCUAACCUUGCAGGCGGCGCUGGAGCCGGAAUGGUACCUGGCAAGGCGUGAAGGCGACCGGUUCGUACCGAUUGACGAGAGUCUGGACAACUCCAGCAUCGGCGACGCGUUCGCACGGGAGGUGAUCGACGACGUGGUGGAGGCGUUGGAGGCCCAGGGACUGCGCGUAGAGCAAUACUACCCAGAGCUCGGGCACGGGCAGCAGGAGAUGAGCAUCGGCCAUGUCGACGCGCUACGAGCCGCCGACAACCACCUGAUUUACCGGGAGACCGUGCGCAACGUGGCGUGGCAGCACGGCUGGCUGGCGUCCUUUGCGCCCAAGCCGUUUCCCGACCAGGCGGGCAGCGGGUGCCACAUCCACUUCAGCGCGUGGGACAGCGGUGGCGAGCACAACCUGUUUUACGACCCGAUUGACGAGCACCAACUGAGUGCGCUGGCCUACCAGUUCAUCGGCGGGAUUCUGGCGCACCUGCCGGCGUUGACGGCGCUGACGUGUCCGAGCAUGAACAGCUACCGACGGAUUUCGCCCGGCUCGUGGAGCACGGCAUACAUCUGCUACGGCCCGGACAACCGCGAGGCGGCGGUACGGAUCCCGUCCCGGUUCUGGGGAUCUGAAAUGGCCUCGACCAACCUUGAAUUCCGGCCGGCCGAUUCCAGCUCCAACCCUUACAUCGCGCUGGGCGCGCUGAUCGCCGCCGGCCUGGAUGGAGUGGAACGCGGUCUGCGGCCCGAGAAAAGUUUGUUCAUUGACGUCGACCCGGCCCGUUUGACAGCGGAAGAGUUGGCCGCUCGGGGUAUCCGACGGCUGCCCGCUUCUCUGAUGGAAGCCAUCAGCGAGCUAACGGCCGACACCGCGCUCACCGAUGCCAUGGGCCCCAUGCUAGCUGACUCAUACCUGGCCAUCCGCAGGGCGGACUGGGAACUAUUCUCGCAACGCGACGCCGAGUUCGAAAUCCGACACCAUUUCUACAAAUACUGA
This is a messenger RNA of Geodia barretti, 1356 nucleotides long. The record is from the annotation of a GenBank genome assembly. Lineage: Eukaryota; Metazoa; Porifera; Demospongiae; Tetractinellida; Geodiidae.